AUGGCCACUCCCACCGCAACCGGUACAGCCGAUUUCGACGCCAAGGCAGGCAAGCCGUGCCAGACCUGGUACGAAGUCCACGGCGACCUCAAGUCUGGUGUCACCCCCGUCGUCGCGGUACACGGCGGGCCAGGAUCUACCCACCACUACAUCCGCUCCUUCAUCGAUCUCGCGGCCGUAUAUUCUAUCCCCGUCGUCCUUUAUGAUCAGCUCGGAAAUGGGAAUUCCACUCAUAUUCCCGAGAAAUCUGGCGACGAGGGCGCGUUUUGGACCGAGCAGCUCUUCCUGGAUGAGCUCGAUAACCUCCUCCGCCACCUCGGCAUCCAGGACAACUACGCGCUCCUCGGACAGUCUUGGGGCGGAAUGCUCGCAGCGCGCCAUGCGACGAGACAGCCCAAAGGCCUGAAACGCCUGAUUAUAUCCGACAGUCCAGCCAGCAUGGCGCUCUUUGUUAAAGCAGCUAACGAAGAGCUAAUCGCGAAGCUCCCGGCUGACGUGCGGGAUGCCAUCAUCAAGCACGAGAAGGCUGAGACGACGGACUCGCAGGAGUACAAGGAUGCUGUAGGAGUCUUCUACAAGCGCCACCUCUGCCGGCUCGAUCCCUGGCCCAUCGAGCUCCUGCAGAGCUUUGAGUGGAUGGAAAAGGACCACACGGUCUACAUGACGAUGUUCGUGACUCUGGCAACAGUGAACGGGCCGUCCGAGUUCCAUGUCAUCGGAUCCCUGAAGACCUGGACUAUCGAAGAGGAGGCACACAAGAUCAACGUCCCGACGCUGUUGCUUAACGGCGCGUACGAUGAGGCGACAGACAGUACCGUGUUGCCGCUGUUCAAGGCGAUUCCGAAGGUCAAGUGGUAUACGUUCGCGCAGUCGAGCCACACGCCGCACUGGGAGGAAAGGGAGAAGUACAUGAAGCUCGUCGCGGAAUUCCUGACCACCUGA
Messenger RNA from Trametes versicolor FP-101664 SS1, 942 nucleotides. RefSeq names its product prolyl aminopeptidase-2. NCBI's taxonomy places the organism in Eukaryota, Fungi, Basidiomycota, Agaricomycetes, Polyporales, Polyporaceae. Bases 1 to 942 code for a protein of 313 amino acids. Gene Ontology annotation, biological process: proteolysis. The transcript has 3 exons. Gene Ontology annotation, molecular function: peptidase activity. The record is from RefSeq and is a predicted model, not a curated record.